GAAUCUCAAGGUUCCGAGAACAGCGUCGAAACCGAAAGCCUGGCUCGUUUCGCCGUCGAAGAAUACAACAAGAAGGAGAAUGCUCUGCUUGAGUUUGUGAGGGUGGUGAAUGAGAAGGUGCAGGUGGUUUCGGGCACUCUGUACUAUCUGACGAUUGAGGUCACCGACGGGGGGAAGAAGAAGCUCUAUGAAGCCAAGAUCUGGGUGAAGCCUUGGGCCAACUUCAAGGAAGUGCAGGAGUUCAAGCUUGUUGCUGACUCUUAGUUUGUCUUGAGAGGUUUGUGGGCUUUCAUUUAGUUUAUUUAUUUAUUUAUUGCCUUUUUCUAAUUACCUGGUCAUUUGUUUGGAGAAUGGGGUAUUGGAGUAGGAUUUGGUUGUGUUAAUCUGUAUCUUGUAUUUUUGUGUCAAUAUGUAUGGAAGUAUAUAAAAUUGUAGAUUUGCAUUUCUUGUUAAUGUAAAUUUCUCAACUGAGCUUAAGAGUUUAAGAUUUUGGAAAUUCAAUUGUAAGCAAUUUACACAAAAAAUUCACUCAUUGUAGACGACUUGGAUCCUCUCCUUGGCAUUAGUUUUCCUGCUUCCUUGUUUUCUAAUGAAAGAGAAC
Molecule: messenger RNA, 601 nt
Organism: Prunus avium (sweet cherry)
Lineage: Eukaryota; Viridiplantae; Streptophyta; Magnoliopsida; Rosales; Rosaceae
Source: RefSeq, a predicted model, not a curated record